Mercenaria mercenaria is the source of this 549-nucleotide messenger RNA. RefSeq lists its product as uncharacterized. The transcript has 2 exons. Gene Ontology annotation, molecular function: nucleic acid binding. The coding region runs from base 1 to 549 and encodes 182 amino acids. Lineage: Eukaryota; Metazoa; Mollusca; Bivalvia; Venerida; Veneridae. The record is from RefSeq and is a predicted model, not a curated record.
AUGCCGGCGUUUGCGCCUUUGCCAUCUUCUAGAGUACAGGAGUCACUUCUUUCUUCGAAAAUUGGACUUGAUUAUUUCGGACCACUCCAAAUAAAAACAAAGGAUGGACCAAGGAAGACAUGGGUGUGCCUAGUCACUUGCCUGAAUCAAAUGGAAAUUCAUUGUAGAUUGGCUCCUUGGAUGGGAGGAGCAUAUGAAAGAUUGGUAGAAGUUGUAAAAAGAUCGCUUCGUAAAUCUUUAGGUCAUAAACUGCUCACUUUAAUUCAGUUACAAACACUGUUGAAGGAAGUUGAAGCAACAGCAAAUUCAAGACCAUUGGUGUAUGUCAACGAUGCCAUUAACUUAAACAUUACACUUACACCAAAUCAUUUUCUGAGUUUGAACCCGAAAAUUGGUAUUCCAGAAACAACCAAAGAAGACACUGAUUCUGACUAUUCACCGUAUAAAAACACAAGUGUUAAACUUCUGACAAUAUGGAAAAAAGGGGCAACGUGUCUUAAACGAAUUCUGGAGGAUCUGGAGAGAAGAGUAUCUGACAAACCUUCGUGA